AUGAAUGAUUUGUCCCUCGGCAGGCUACGAAUAGCAAAUCCUGAUGAGUCGUCGCCCGAAACACCACUCCAGCCACAGACCUCUGCGCAUUCGAUCCCUCCUCUAUCUGCAGUGUCACCACUACCUAGCAUUGAUAGCCCCGAGCACGACUAUAUCGGGAUCCCUCCACGCAACAACGACCGUUCUGUGUCACCCGCCAGCGACCAGCAAAGACCGCAGAACAACUAUAAUGCUCCCCUCCACAAUGAGACCACCCUUCAGUCGCAGUACAACUCGAGCCCACCUCUAAAAUCCGAUGAGCUCCCGCAGCGCCAGAAGAACCUUCCUCUGACCUAUCAAGACCAACAGCAAGCACAGUUUCCUCAAUAUCCGACUAUGAUGCCUCAGAACCUGCACGAUCCUAGGCAGGGCAGUAGUCGGCCUGGUUCGAUGUACUAUACCUCGUUACCAGUGAGUAAUAACGGCAACGGGUUAAGUAGACAGACCUCGUACAGAGCACCAGGAGCUUCGGGAACGAACACUCCUCAACGCAGCGUCUCUCGCAGGAACCCCCAACCGCAAUAUGCUGAACGAGACUUUCGGCCAUCACCUCAAGCAGGAUCUCUACCACAAAGAACAACGUCCCGCCAUAUGCAAUCUUCAAGAUACGGAUCAACUCCUACCCAUCCAACACCUCUGUCCAGCACUCCUGCUUCCCAGACGGCUCUGUCCGUGUCUCCCUACGGUAUGGAAGGUGGCCCACUAUCUAGUGCCGAAGAUUGGCAAGAGAAAGGGGCUGCCGUAGGUGUACGCAGAGAUUACGAUGUGAAUGGACAACCGGUACUGAGACCGAUAAAGAAAGGUGUCAAGGAUUUUAACUUCGGAGCCACUCUCGGAGAAGGUUCGUACAGUACGGUCAUGGCGGCACAAGACAGGGAGACGCAGAAAGAGUAUGCCAUCAAGGUGCUGGACAAGAGACACAUCAUCAAAGAGAAAAAGGUCAAAUACGUUAAUAUCGAAAAGGAAACCUUGAACAGACUCACAGAUCAUCCUGGCGUCGUCCGACUUUACUACACAUUCCAGGAUGAAAGGUCGCUAUAUUUCGUGCUGGAUCUAUGUAGUGGUGGUGAGCUACUGAGUGUGCUCAAACGCAUGACCACCUUUGACGAGGAGUGCACCAGAUUUUACGGCGCCCAGAUCCUGGACACAAUCUCAUAUAUGCACCAGAAGGGAGUAAUACACCGUGACCUGAAACCAGAAAAUGUUCUGAUGGACGAAAAUCAACACAUUAAGAUCACAGAUUUUGGUACCGCGAAGAUGCUCGAAGCUCAUCAGGACUCGUCAGGGAGAAUCUAUUAUGACUCUGACACUGGACACAUUCGUGAUCGUGCGAGUUCCUUUGUCGGCACAGCAGAGUAUGUUAGCCCAGAACUGCUAACUGAUAAGAACGCCUGUAAAGCAAGUGAUUUGUGGGCGUUUGGAUGCAUAAUAUACCAGCUACUUGCUGGUAGGCCACCAUUCAAGGCUGCUAAUGAGUACCUGACCUUCCAGAAAAUCGUCGCAUUGGAGUACGAAUUUCCCCAUGGCUUUCCAGAUGUUGCUCGUGACCUGGUCGAGCGACUGCUAGUACUGGAUCCAUUACAAAGAUUGUCUCUGGAGAACAUAAAGAACCACGAAUUCUUCCGGGGCAUUAGAUGGGGUCGCGGGUUGUGGCAAGAACGUGCGCCAAAGCUCAAACCAUAUGCUCCUCCUCCGCGGCCACCGAUCAAGCUCAAUGGGAGUGAAACAGGAGACUCGUACACUGCUGGCGGUCCUGGUCACAGCACACAAUCCACAAUGAUGCCACCCACGAAUGGUGCCAAGCCUUCGAAACCCAGAGUCAUCACUGAACUUCCACCUCCAAGUCAAUUAGAUAUUGAAUGGUCGCCAGUCUUGACAAAGAGCAAUGAGAGGAUUCUGAAACUUGGAAAUUUGAACGUGAACAUGACCCAAGGUCCUAACAGUCCGGGUCACGACGGCGGCAACAAGCUGUCGAGGUUCUUUGGAGGGAAUACAACCAAGAAACGGCAACGACUCGUGAUGGUUACUUCUGGCGCACGAAUAAUUAUAGCGGCUGCUGGUGGCGAUGAGAAAAAGUCCAAAUCGGAGAUUGACCUUCUUGCAGCAGGAACAGAUGUCCGCGACAAGCGAUAUACCUUUGAAGAUGUCAAACCAUCACCAUCCGACACAAACACCACCGCAGUCUCGACCAGAGAGUGGCUCGACGCUGUCGACCGCGCGAGAGACUUCGCCAACGCACAGUCUCUGCUGCGGAACAUCCCAGCAGACGAGAGUCUUACUCCUGGCGUUCUUAGCCAUGCUAGCACUUUUGAAGAGCAAGACGAGUUUGAAACGUCACCACCGAGUCAGAGCCAUAGAGGAGUUCUAUCAAAACAACCGAUCAACACUGGUGAUAAUGAGUCGCUGAAAGGUAGAAAGAGGUUCAGUAAGCGACAGAGUAAGAGUGGACUAACGGCCGUGUUUUAA
Messenger RNA from Lithohypha guttulata, 2505 nucleotides. It is a transcript of the gene PKH1, whose product is annotated as serine/threonine protein kinase. The transcript is spliced from 2 exons. The record is from RefSeq and is a predicted model, not a curated record. NCBI's taxonomy places the organism in Eukaryota, Fungi, Ascomycota, Eurotiomycetes, Chaetothyriales, Trichomeriaceae. The coding region runs from base 1 to 2505 and encodes 834 amino acids. Gene Ontology annotation, biological process: peptidyl-serine phosphorylation; intracellular signal transduction. Gene Ontology annotation, molecular function: protein serine/threonine kinase activity; ATP binding.